CCAAUAAAACCUUCUCUCUCUAUCUUGCUUUCCCUUCUUUGUUCCUUCUUGAUGGAGCUUCACAAGCGCCAGGACCAGGGCCUCCCAGAACGAAAGGGGCAAAAACGGAAACUGGAGGAAGAAAACCAAGAGGACCGCGAAACCUCUCUCCCUACCGGCGACGCCCGCCGUGCUCUUUUGGCCGAAGUCACCGCUCAGGUUAACGUCCUCGACUCCACCUUCUCUUGGCGCGAACCUGAUCGCGCCGCUGCCAAGCGAGCCACUCACGUGCUUGCCGAGCUCGCAAAGAACGAGGAAGUUGUGAAUGUGAUUGUUGAAGGUGGUGCGGUUCCGGCUCUAGUGAAGCAUCUGCAAGGGCCUCCGUGUAGUGACGGCGACCGAAGCCCGAAGCCUUUCGAGCACGAGGUUGAAAAAGGAAGUGCCUUUGCGCUGGGACUUCUCGCCGUAAAGCCAGAACAUCAGCAACUUAUAGUUGAUUCUGGGGCCUUAUCACAUCUUGUGAAUUUGUUGAGGCGGCACAAGGAUGGUUCUACUUCUCGUGCUGUGAUUAGUGUUAUUAGAAGAGCGGCUGAUGCUGUCACCAACCUUGCUCAUGAGAAUAGCAGCAUUAAAACCCGUGUCAGAAUGGAAGGUGGGAUUCCACCUCUUGUUGAGUUGCUUGAUUUUACUGAUACAAAGGUGCAGAGAGCAGCUGCUGGGGCAUUGCGAACCCUAGCAUUCAAAAAUGAUGAAAACAAGAAUCAGAUUGUUGAAUGCAACGCUCUUCCUUCUCUCAUUCUCAUGCUACGAUCAGAGGAUGCUGCCAUACACUAUGAAGCGGUUGGUGUGAUAGGCAAUUUGGUGCAUUCAUCACCGAACAUAAAAAAAGAAGUUCUUGCUGCUGGGGCUUUGCAGCCGGUCAUUGGCUUGCUUACCUCCUGCUGCUCGGAGAGCCAAAGGGAGGCAGCUUUAUUACUUGGACAAUUUGCUGCAACGGAUUCCGAUUGCAAGGUUCAUAUCGUACAAAGGGGUGCUGUCAGACCGUUGAUUGAUAUGCUUCACUCUCCAGAUGUACAGCUGAAAGAGAUGUCAGCCUUUGCUUUGGGGAGGUUGGCACAGGACACACACAACCAAGCUGGUAUUGCACAUAAUGGUGGUUUGGUGCCUUUGUUGAAGCUUCUAGAUUCAAAGAAUGGGUCUUUGCAACACAAUGCUGCAUUUGCUCUUUAUGGUCUUGCAGAUAAUGAGGAUAACGUAUCUGAUUUUAUUAUGGUGGGUGGGAUCCAACGGCUGCAAGAUGGAGAGUUUAUUGUUCAAGCAACAAAAGACUGUGUAGCCAAGACACUGAAAAGACUAGAGGAGAAGAUUCAUGGGCGAGUUUUGAACCAUUUGCUGUAUCUGAUGCGAGUAGCUGAGAAGCCAGUCCAACGACGUGUGGCUUUGGCUCUCGCUCAUCUUUGUUCCCCAGAGGAUCAGAGAACUAUAUUCAUUGAUAACAAUGGACUUGAGCUGCUUCUUGGGCUUCUUGGUUCUACAAGUCCUAAGCAGCAACUUGAUGGUGCUGUUGCUCUGUACAAGUUGGCCAACAAAGCUAUGAGUCUUUCUCCUAUGGAUGCAGCUCCCCCUUCUCCAACACCACAGGUCUAUUUGGGGGAGCAAUAUGUGAACAAUGCUACAUUAUCUGAUGUUACGUUCCUAGUUGAAGGUAGACGGUUCUAUGCUCACAGAAUCUGCCUGCUUGCUUCUUCAGAUGCAUUUCGUGCUAUGUUUGAUGGUGGUUAUCGGGAAAAAGAUGCAAGGGAUAUUGAAAUUCCAAACAUUAGAUGGGAGGUUUUUGAGUUGAUGAUGAGAUUUAUAUACACUGGAUCAGUAGAUGUUACAUUGGAUAUUGCUCAAGAUCUGCUCAGAGCAGCUGAUCAAUAUCUUUUGGAGGGACUUAAGCGACUCUGCGAGUAUACCAUUGCACAGGAUAUAUCGCUGGAAAAUGUUUCAAGCAUGUAUGAACUCUCAGAAGCCUUCCAUGCUAUAUCAUUGAGGCACACUUGCAUUUUGUUCAUCUUGGAGAAUUUUGAUAGAUUGAGCACAAGACCUGGGCACUUGCAUCUAAUCCAGCGCAUAAUUCCGGAGAUCCGCAAUUACUUUGCGAAAGCACUUACAAGACCUAACCCACAUAACCUUCGGCUAUAGAAGGCUGGUUUUUAACUCCUGAUCUCUAACUAGAUACGUUGUACAGAAAGUAGCAGAUCUUCUUUGAUGUUGUGGAGCCGAUGGAAGGUUCUAAUUGGUUCUUUGUAGCGUGGUUCAUAAUCAUUACUGAUGCCAGAGUUACCGAUGCUUGUAGAAAAAGCUAUAAGGUUUCUUCUUUAAUUCAUUGUCUUUUGGUCUCCACAUUGAUCUUCGUGGACUGUGUUGGUUAUUAGAUUUAAAUGUAUUCCAACUAUUUACAGAGUUGGCAUUCAUUGAAAAUGCUUCUUCUUCUUUGUUUUUUUUUUUUUUUAAAUUUUUUGGCCUAAGAAAAUGCUUGUUCAAAUGAGCAGUUGCAAGUUUCUUGGUGAAUGCUUGAUUUUCCUGUGUAAAAGUUGAAGAAUACUUGAAAAGACCAAUGAAUCUAGUAGUGCUUCCAUACAA
This is a messenger RNA of Theobroma umbraticum, 2607 nucleotides long. RefSeq names its product ARM repeat protein interacting with ABF2 (gene ARIA). Lineage: Eukaryota; Viridiplantae; Streptophyta; Magnoliopsida; Malvales; Malvaceae. Gene Ontology annotation, molecular function: protein binding. The record is from RefSeq and is a predicted model, not a curated record.